GCUACGUAAACAGUCCUAGUGAAAGGAAGUUCCUUUGCUCUGACCCAUCUCGCUACUAUGCAACAUCCAGAGAUCUGUUACAAAUUCAUUUUGCCGGAUCGUCCGAUUGCAAAGACGCUAGGUCCAGAUUAUUGUCUCGGUGGGUCAUUUAUAACUUAAUAAUGUCUUAUCAGCAGCGCAAUUUAUUGGCCAGCCUGAGCCAGAGCUGAUGCUUGAGAAGCAUAGAAUAGGAUGGCUUCCAGAAAUUUUCUACAUCCCCGAAUAUAUAUCCGUAGAUGAUGAAGAACGUCUAUGCCAAACGAUCAGGGCAUCCAAGGCACCCUGGAUCAAGGUUUCAGGUCGUCGCCUGAGGAACUAUGGGGGCACUGUUCAUGAGAAGCUGGGCGUCUUGCUGCAGUCGCCUGUUCCCAGCUGGCUGCAGCCGCUGUUGAGGCGGCUGGGGGAGGACACUCAGGCCUUUGGGCCGGGGCUGGAGGCAAACCAUGUGCUGCUCAAUGCGUACCGCCCUGGAGAGGGCAUCAUGCCACACCAGGAUGGCCCGCUGUACCACCCGGGAGUGUGCAUACUUUCUCUGGCGGCCCCGGCUGUGAUGCGCUUCAGCCGCAAGCGUAGCAGCGACGACGACACCAGAGCACAAGGUGACUUUAAUUCCCUGGUGGUGUCGGUAGCGCUGCAGCCGCGCAGUCUGCUUGUGUUCAGGGGCGAUGCCUACACCCACUGCCUGCACGGCAUUGAUGAGGUGGAAGAGGAGGCCUUGGAUGAGACAGUGGCGAACAGGGAGGCAUUGCCUGACCCUGAGGCAAGGGUAAUGAAAAGGGGCAACGAGCGAUUGUCGCUGACUGUGCGGCGCGUGCUGCGGGUCAAGAACAUUCUGGGGCCCCGUAAAUGACCUCGUGGAACUCUUUGAAGAAAGGCAAUUUUAUAUGAUUAUAUGCGCUUGGCAAAGCGUGACCAUGCCACAGUGAGCAAUGGAUCAAUCACAUAGAGCUUAAAGGUGCAAUAGCAUGAUUGCUACAUCAUGCUCAGCACAGACGAGGCUACCUGCACUGCAGGUCCUGCAGUGGUGUCUUGAUUAUAGUGUGCUUAUUAGUGUAAAAAACGCAACGAUGCGGGCUGCUACUAGCAGACUCCGUGGUAGACGCAGUGCUAGUACCGGUGCCGAUAUGUUUCCCGGUCUGAUAUGUGUUUACAAAGUUGAUCUCGCACUGCCUGGUAUGUCUUGCAUUCUGCCUCGCUUUACAGGAAAGACAGCUGAAUAUCCACCGCACAACGCACAGAAUUGCUGGAAAAACUUUGGAAAUUCUUGUCUUCUCGGGAAGGCCAGCUAGUAUGGUACCGCCUGCAAUAAAAAGUCCUUCUCUUGCCUGACUUGACCUAACUCUUGAAGAUAGGUCUGAGCCUGGAAGCUCCCAAGCCAAAGAGAGCCACUCAAGGUGCUGCUGCUGCUCAUUCACUCUUCCUCUGCUUCAACCUGCAGCAUGCUCCCUUGCUGCACUGUGUGAGCGGCCUCAACCUAGAAAGCUCAUCUAUUUAGGACAGGCUGCAUUGUCCGAGAGGCUGAUUGGUUCCAACACAUGCA
Coccomyxa subellipsoidea C-169 is the source of this 1579-nucleotide messenger RNA. RefSeq lists its product as hypothetical. The coding region runs from base 209 to 889 and encodes 226 amino acids. NCBI's taxonomy places the organism in Eukaryota, Viridiplantae, Chlorophyta, Trebouxiophyceae, Coccomyxaceae. The record is from RefSeq and is a predicted model, not a curated record. The transcript is spliced from 6 exons.